Messenger RNA from Dinoponera quadriceps, 8983 nucleotides. RefSeq lists its product as uncharacterized. The coding region runs from base 562 to 1503 and encodes 313 amino acids. The record is from RefSeq and is a predicted model, not a curated record. The transcript is spliced from 6 exons. Lineage: Eukaryota; Metazoa; Arthropoda; Insecta; Hymenoptera; Formicidae.
UCAGGCAGGCCGGUCGGUCGUUGCUUGGUGCCCGCGCCUUUCCGCUGCGCUACGCGGCACAAUCGCACGGUGCACGUAGGACGGUUCGCGUGGGAGCGAGCGUGUGCGAGCGAGCGAGUAAGAUCAGAUCGUCGGUGCGCCACCCCCGGUGCGUCCGUCUUCUGCAGCGUGCGCGCCUUCUCCGCAUUCCGCCGGAACCGCGGUCGUUGCGUCGCGUCCUACCGUAUUCUCGCGCACCUUCCUCUCCGCGAGAGAGAGAGAGAGAGAGACGCGCCGAGCGGCGUGUCCGACGUGACGACCGUUAGAUCGCGCGCGGGGGAUCCACGAGGAGGGCCGGCGGGGGUGAGAGCUACGGCGUCGGGUCCCGCGGCGACUAUGCGCGUGAUCGAUCGCGCGCGCCUCCGCGAUCGGCCGGAGAUGUGAUACCGGAAGUAGGCCAGGCAGGGUUGACCUGCGUGGGCGGGCGUGCAGGUACGUACGGCCGCGGGUGCGUGCGUGCGAGUACGGCGCGCGUAGGCCGCGCAGGUGUGCCGCGUGCCAGGAGCCCCAGCAGUCGUAGAGAUGCGCGUCGCAGCGACGGCCUGCCCGACGUGCCCGUCAACGACGUGUCCGUCGUCGCCGCCGUCGGGGACCCUCCGUCGGUGCAGACCGAUCGCCCUGCGGCUGCUCUGCGUCGUCUUCGCCUCCUGGAUUAUCCUCGAUCGGCCAGCCCUCGGUCUGCCGGAUCCGCCGGAGCUGACGACCGCGGAAGAUCUAUCCGGCAGAGGCGUAAAGAAAUACAGCGACGAUUGCGUGGUGGACAGUGAAUGCGGCUUCGCGGGCUCUUACUGCGAACCGAAAAAGAACAAGUGUACCUGCAAAGAGGAAUUUGAGGCCACGAACCAUAUCGAUAAAUGCGGACACGCGGCAAAUGUGAACGAGUCCUGCUUCUUCCACGAGCAAUGCGAGGCGCGGGUCAGCCAAACGGAAUGCCGCGACGGCCGUUGCAUCUGCAUGUUCGAGAAGGUCCCGAUGACGCAACCCGACGGGGCAAUAACCUGCGUCGCCGAGGUCAAGGAACCGACCAGCGUGCAGUAUAUAGACCCGGCGAUGAUCGGCGUUCUCGUUGGCAUGGCACUGAUGUUCAUCAUCAUCUGCGUCGUUCUUAGACUUUUCAGCAGGGCCCGCUGGCGAGAGAAUCGCACCAUCUUUAACACACCCAACGCGCGCCUCAUGAACGUCUCGCUACUGAGAGAGAACAAACUCUUGCACGCUCAGGAGAGACGCGGCUCGAGAGCGAGCGUACGAGUUCCUUCGAGGCAGCCCUCGAUGGCGUCCUUAAGAGCCCACUCGCCGAACGCCUCGCAAGGGUCACGCGCAGGAUCGCGACGUGGGAGUCGCGGUAGCAGCGGGAACGCUUCGGCCGUCUCGGUGAAAUCUAACAAAUCGCCGAAUCAUACGAACAACGUCACCGACCCGGUCCUGGAGAACGUCACCGUCGAGAUUCUCGACGCGAAGACGUAGACAGAUGGUCUUAGCGUCGCGACAAACAAUCCGAUCGGCAUUACCGUUUAUCACUAGCCUCGCGUAGCGAACACACGCGCCUCCGCGCGCGUGCAGACCCGCGCCGUCCUAAUAAAUCCACAGCUCGCGAAUAAUUGGCCCCGGUUCUCCGCUUUUCCGCCCGACGGCCGAGAGGAAUGAAAAUUUCACGUUCGGUAAUGCAAAUGUCAUCGGUAAAUAGCUCGUCCAGUUAAAGAGGCAUCUACCAGUACGACGACAACACGAGUGUCGAGAUCUCGACGAGGUCGAUGCAUAAAUUGUCAGUAAUUGGGCUCGCCUAAAAUAUCUAUUGCGCCGCUUUAAUAUUAGCAGGAACUACGUGAAGCGACCAUCUGGCCGGAUUAAUUGCGAGAGAGGAUCUUUCCGGGGGCGCGUCUUAUUUUGUCAAUUCGAUGUUCCUCGUACUUCCGCUGGGAUCCGCGAUUCGACGUCGCCACUGGGACAUCGAUUUUAGACCCGAUCUUUCGUUUCUUCGGCGAUUCGAUCGAUUCAUACUUUCAGAUCUCGGCUAGAUCCACCAGCUAUCUCGAUUAAGGUAUCAAACUAACGAUCUGUUUCAAUGAGCCGCGCAAAGAUAGAUACACGUGAGACGCGCUUCAGUUGCAAACUAUCCUAGAGAAGUUUACUACCAAAGAAAGAACGUCGUUAGCAUACUUCAGCCAAUCACGUUGCGCGAUGACACUCGAGAACCAAAGUGAUCGUCGUGUAUCUCUUUGCACGACAAUGAUACGAUGGUCGCAUCCGAUUAUCAGCCACGGCUUCUCGCCCGUUCGCUUCGUGGUAACUGUUUCAGGUAUUCAAAGCGCACUCUGUAACGCGACAAUUAACGCGAAAGGCGAUGGACAAUUAUCGAGGCUCACCUCUAACGUGAACACUUCUCGGACCAAGCGGUCUCGGCACCGCACUCGAUCGUUCUGUUUAACGAGGAACGCAGUCAUACGUAACACGCAUCGUAAUUGCUACCAUCGCGUAACAUGCCAAUGUGUAAUCAGGGUUGCGUGGGGGAAGCGAAGCGCGAUGGACGUUCGCAGAGAGUGUCCCGCGAUGAGACGAACAGCCCCGCUGAGAGAAAUAUCCUGUCUGAUUGGACGAUCCGAUUAAAAAGUAAAAAUCGGAUAUAUCCGAUCGGGUGCAGAAUCAGGUCCGACCAUUUCGUCCACUUCGUCCGAUCGAGUCGCGCCUUUAUCCGAUGAAAAUUACAUCGGGUAAAAGGCGACUAAUUUCCCGAUUAAGUUUCAUCGAUAACUGCGUCGGCAACUUCAUCGGAUACUUCGUCGGAAAAGGUGCGGCUUGAUCGGAUGAUAAAAGUAACAAUCGGGCGUAUCAUUUGAUCGGUUUAUCCGAUGGAAAUUUUUCUCAGCGCCGGGAAGGAAAACGCGCGUUAACGUCUUCGCGUUAGAAGAAAGCGAGACGGAAGGUGGCGGCCGAGGAAGCAAGUCGGGGGCGUUAUUAAUUUCCGUCAUUAUCGAGGUGAAAAAUCGAGUUAGCGAAGCGACGACACGAUGAUCGUUCUCCUCGACCGCCGCUGGUCGCGGUGGACGGCUCGUCGUCAGAUCGUCGGGAGGGAGCGAGAGGCGCGAGGACGAUCGUCCUCGGACGUCGGAGGGAACGAACGGACGCGGUGAGACGCGCAAGCCUUUUUCUCUGAAAGUUUUUUCUCGGCGCGACGCGACGCGACGCCGCGUCGUCGGGGCGCGAAGGGACGACGAUCGCGGGAUCAAUGAUUAAAGUCCAUUUACAUCGAAAGCGAGACGCUGCGAUACUCGGUUGCCGCGACAUGCCAACGCGAAAGGGACCAGAGGGGAGCGUUUGUUUGAAGUGCCACCUCGGGAGGAGGAGGAGGAGGAGGAGUGCGUGAGAAGGUGAGAAAGAGACGCGGUGGCGCGUUGCCAGAUUCACUAAGACGAUGCCACGCGGCGGCGAUUAAGCGCAUUCUGACCAUACAAUCGUAGUGCGUAGUACUUAAUGAUAAUCACAUUAAUUAGACGUUAAAAUCGGCGCACGACUUGUAGACCACGAGCGAGUUUCCGCGAGACGCACGGACCUUCCCCCCCACCCCACUUAGCGGAGGGGGGAGAAAUAGCGUUUGGGCGAAUUUUUCUUCGAGGAUCGGUCGGACUUUCUCUAGAGGCUCUGUUCUCGCGCUUACUUCGAGGAGUUCAUUGCGACGUUCGCGUUAACGAUUAGCGAAGAACAAGAUGAAAGAGAGAGAGAGAGAGCAAGAGAGAAGCGUGGAAAGGAGUUCAGAGGCUUUUCCGCUUUUUUCAAAGACUUUGUCGCAAGGUGUGGACGUGUACUACGUAUUGUAUCGGGAAAGCUCGUCGAGAAACGCAGACACCACGCCGGUGAUUCGGGGAGCCGCGGGAAAUUUGGAGGGAUUUUACCCGAGCGACUAUUUAUUCGAGCCGAGGACUUUCCUCGCGUUUUCUCUCUUUCUAUCCGGGAAACCGGCUCGCCAUUUUUUUCGCGUCGUUCGUCGCGAGACGGUCAAAAACCGUGGGUGGGUCCUCUAAUCACGCGCCUCGCCGAAUUAACGGAGCGACGCGGAAGAUCGACGGUGAAUCGUAGAACGACCAAGGGACACGCUUACGUAUAUUCGUAGGCGCGUUCGUUUUUUGCAUCACGGCGACAUUUUGGGCGUCUCGCGGUACCGAGCUUACCGCUUCGGUACGGCCAUGACCCGCGAGUGAUAAAAACGCGCUGUCAAAGAGUCGCGAGUCGACGACGCUCGCCGGCUGGUUCGUUGCCGCAAAAGGGAAGAAGAAAGGGUGACGUCGUAGACGUUCGGAGGCACGUAGUCGCUAACGACAUUAACGACAUCGACAAUGCUAAAUAGCUUAAUGCGGGGUUAGACGUCGCGUUCACAGAAACCCUUGCCGCUUUCUCUUCAUUAACAACGAGAUUAGAUAAGAGGGAGAGGGAGGUCGAAGAGGAAAACGAAUGUCGAGAGAGAGAGAGAGAGAGAGGAAAGAGAAAAGAAAGAAAAAAAGCAGAGCGAAAUUCUGAUGCAAUUGGUGAUAUUGCAAGAUUCAUCUUGAAAGAUUGUUAUCUCUCUCUCUCUCUCUCUCUCUCUCGUUAUCUCGUUUCCUCCGAGCCCUCUGUCGCCUGCGACACACAGCCGUUACAUCGGUGGCUUCCCAUUUAGUGACACAAGUCGACACAAGCAUCAUUUUGUUUCUGUUCCACAUUCAAUGAGCAAACAAAGACAGGAUGAUGCGUCGACUCGCGCCGCUAACCGGGAAGCGGCCGUUUUGGAUCUCGCGUUCACGGCGCAUCUUCGUCGCUAGAAAUGCUCUCCGCAACUUCGUUAGAAAUAGUAACACGCCGCCAACACGACGCCACAUAACCGGCGAAUCGACAUCUAAUCACGCGUGUCCGUCUGCCGAUCCGCUCGAGAUCCGCGGAGGCCGCCGGAUGUCUGGUGUCGCGCGGAGAGGAGCCCCUGUGUGGAGCGAGCGAGGCAGCAUUCUCGCGGGUUCGUCACAAACGUUUCCGACACACAGACACGCGACUUUGUAUAUCGGUAUCUUAUCAAUCGCACAAGAGUACGUUAUAUCUCGAUAUAUAUCGAAAAGCUUGUCCUACCGCGGCAGAAUCGCGGAGGCAUACGGGCGACGGUAGUCCAAGUACGAUUGUAUCUCAGCAAUUUAGUGCCUGCGCUGUCGCGUUCAUAGUGAUAGAUCUCUAAAUUUAUCGACCGGACACUCACGGCAAAACAGAGGAAAUACAAAGAUAUACAUAUAAAUAUAUAUACAUAUAUAUAUAUAUAUAUAUAAAUACAAAAAAAAAGAUAUAUAUAUAUAUGCAGAUCAUCGCGCGAGAUGAUCUCGAUUUAAGUACACUGAUAAUUUGCGUACCUAUACGUACACACGAUUAUCAAUAAAAGCUUGGCACGCUAUUUGCACCGUUAGUAAAUUACUUCUAACGCCUAGCGACUGUCUCCACUCUGUGAUCCGUGUGCAAUACGUAGCUGCGAUUACCCUCGCGAGCAUUGUCGUGAUUAUCGUUACCGUUAUUAUUACCCGUCGCUUUACCGUUAAUUACCCUCUCUGUCGCUCUAUAAUUAUUAUUGCAUUAUUAUUAUUGCCGCUCUUAUAUCGUACAUCAUUAUAGUUGCUGCCGCCGUUAAAACUGCUCCCGCGAGGAGCGCCGUGCAAACGACUCGCUUUAUGUAUCACGACCCCCGCACCUGACAUCCUCUGCGUUUGAAAUUCGUCAUUCUCGCGGCACGUGUCUCACGGCCGCCCGACUUUUCACGUCCGGAUCGAGGGAAACGUUGUUCUUAGUGUCGUUAUUAUUAUUAUCUUCACUAUUACCGGUACUUUUAACGCGGAGAUGCGCGCGCGCGCGCGCGCGGCGAAGCGGAGGACGCGUCGCCGUCGCCGCGCGACUUCUCACCGAGGGAUGCGUGCGUGCGUGCGUGCAUGCGUGAGUUGACAAAUUAGCGCGUAAGGUAACAAUUAAUCAAUCGGAUAAUCGGUCAAUCGACGUGGUCGCGGCGCCGGCCCGAUCCGGCAACGAAACUCGGGGAAGGUUUCCGUUACGGGGUCGCGCGGGUUCCCGGCGACGUUGGCGUUGACAUAUCGUCUACAUAGUGAGUCUAAGCUGUCGGUUGUCAAAGGACACCCGCGAUCUAUCGAAGUCGCGUGACGAUCCACUGAGAAUCUAGGACGAAUCACGGCCCAUCGGUAGCGUGAUGACGAUAGAAAGGGCGAGUGAAUCCUUUCUCUCUCGAGCUUUAGGGGUUAAUACAAUUAUUAUCGUUACUAUUAUGAUUACUAUCACUAUUAUUACUCGUAGGGUAGAGUUUGACGCUUCGACGAUGCGGAGAUGUGUGUGUGUGUGUGUGCGCGCGCGUGUGUGUGUGUGUGUGUAUUCUAAGUAACACUUUACUCGAUAAUCACAACUCGACGAGUGUAUUCAUGAGCAAGUUUCGCGCACAGACCUUUCUUUCCGCCCUUUAAGCAAAGGAAGGAAACACGGAAAAGGAAAAAAGUAUAAAAAAACAAAAGGAAAAAAAACCGAAAAAAAAAAGAUACACAAGACGAGGAGGAUGUAAGACGUUCGGAACAAGCAGAGUGCCUAUUCUCUAAUCACUCGAAGACGCUCGCUCACUUUUGUAAGCCUCUCUCUAUAUAACUCUUAACAAGUAAGGAAAUUUAAGACACACGUACCGCACACUCUACGAUCGUUUCUCGGCAGAAGCUCGAUGUCAAUAGAGAUCACGACGUUUUUUCUAAAAGCGUUAGAAGACACCUCUUCGUGACACGUCGACACGGUCACGCGUACGCAGAGCCGUAAUUUCCUUCGCUCGCCGCCGGAAACCAACUUUGUUUUCGCGCGUCGCGAAGUACGCCCGACGCUAUGCGCGCGACAUCAGGCGAGAUUUUAAUCGCCCCCUCUCCCCCAGCUCUCCCGAGAAUUAUGAUUGUUCGUAUUAUUAUUCGUUGGACGGGCCGCGUAGAGAGAAUUAGAAGCCCGAGAGAAUUAGAAUCUAGCCCGUUCUGCGGUUCGCGUCCAAAAAGUGUUUGCGCAUUAUCGCGUGCCAAAUGCGAUUCAUUGUACUCAUCGUUGCAAUCGACGAGCCCGCCUGGGGCGAUCGUCCCGACGACCAAUGAUGACUGUAGAUUAGGACGAGCUCGGCGAGCUUUUCCUCGUACCUUAACGGGAGGCCGACGACGACGACGCGGGCUGAACGACGCCGUGAUCCAAAUAUGGGGAAGUGUUUGGAUCAUCGCCCGUUCCCCGAGGAACAUCCGGACGGAGGGGAAUUGUCAAUUGUCGCGCCAAGGUUUCGAGCGAAAGACCCUCGGGCCGCGCAAGUAAUCUACAAUUGUUCAUUGACCAAGUAUCCUAGCUCACGAUAAGGGAAGUAUUCUCGAGAAUCCGAAUAGAAAAGAUGAGGAAUUAGCGACACUCUAUUACGCCAGGGCGUGCGGAGCAUUGAGGAAUUUACCGCGAAUAUCGCGCGUCUCCGUUCGACUUCGCGCGCUCCGCUCGGUGUCCCGCGGGUGCCCCAGGUGUCGUGGACGCGCGUCGGAGGUCGUCGCGUCGCGAGGUCGAAGAACACGUCGGCGUCGACGAGCCCGUCAUCCGUGACGGCGAUGAUCGGUGCGACGCAAACGACGGGCACCUCGAUGACGAGCGCGCGAGCUCGAUCGGGAGGCGCGAUUUCUCGACGGUCUCGGGAAAGGAGGAAAGGAAGAACAAAGACGACCCUUCAUCGAGUACAUACGACGUCCUCACCCACGAGUUUCUGAUUUUAGUAUUUGUACGACUUUUGCGUAUCUCUUCUCGGACUCAGCACGGAUGUAUCGUCACCCACCAAGAUAUAUAUAUAUAUAUAUAUAUAUACACGAUAGACACGAAUUACCGCGCAAUCGUGUAUCCUUAAGCCGACGAGACACGUCGUUUCUUCUUACAUGUAACAAGCGAUAAGAGUCUAAUCUAAGCGCUGAAACUGCUUGCUCCUGAGAGACUAUGCGGUGUACGCGUAUCAAUAUUCUAUUGUUAAGCUUCUGCGAAACGCUAAAAGAGAGUUAAACGUAUGAUAAAUAUAAAUAUACGCAUAUAUCUUCUGGUGGUACUUUACGCUUGUAUUUACUAUAUUGUCCACGAGAUAGAUAGAACCACUUCUGUCUGUCUUACCGUCGCUCGAGUAGCAGAUCGACGACGGUACUCACGACACAUUGUGAUCUAACUCAUAGGAUAUAGAAAUUUUUAAUAAUAUAUAUACAUAUAUAUGCGUUUAAAUAACAAAAAAAAAGGAAAGAAAAUAAAGCAGACGACGAGUGCAGUACUCGUUGGGAACUAGAUGCCGCGUGAUUCGCUUUACGAUCUAAACGUCAACAAUGCGACGUUCGGUUGACGAUUUACGCGUAAGUUUACGAGUAAGCUCUACAUAUGAUUACAACGCUGAUUAUAUACACCGAUAGUAUCUAAGUAUACCUUACGUAGCGUCAGUUUUUAGACAGAGACCGAAAACUCACUUGCGAGAUGCAUCGUAGGUGUCGUUGCAAAAAAAAAUGAAAAAAAAAAUAUAUAUGGUACCGGCUAAUCCGAGAGCGCUAACGUCCAGCGAUAGCGUCGAUAGCGGUUAUUUAGAAGACACUAGGUAUGAUUGGGUGCGGGUAAAAAAAACAACAAAAAAAAAACACACACAUACGCGAGUCCCUCUUUCUCCAAUCUUCAAUAUUUUAUAAAGUCCGGUACGUGGAAAAACGAAGGUGGAUUAUAUAUCAUCAAACUAUGACCUACGUCGUAAUUAUCUAUAUAUACUGACUUUAUUAGCGGCUUAGCGUACCCCGUAAUCUUUAUAUCAUACUUUUCAUAUUAUAUAGCUUACGACGAUUAAUGAGUAAUCUAUACCAAAAAAUGUAUCUGAAACUCAAUUAUAUUCUGACUCUUCGAAUUCGUUUUAAUAAAAUCUUAAUACACUGUA